Lotus japonicus is the source of this 3485-nucleotide messenger RNA. RefSeq names its product receptor-like protein EIX1. The transcript has 2 exons. Bases 188 to 2971 code for a protein of 927 amino acids. The record is from RefSeq and is a predicted model, not a curated record. NCBI's taxonomy places the organism in Eukaryota, Viridiplantae, Streptophyta, Magnoliopsida, Fabales, Fabaceae. Gene Ontology annotation, molecular function: protein binding.
CAUUAAGCACCCAAAUUCUGAAAUUUGACAAUGAGCAGUAGAAACGAGUUGGCAUUAUUCACGUGUUUGUUUGGUGAGUGGUUUAGCUUCUUCUAAUUGUUGUUUGUCUAUAAAACUAGAUUCACUUCAAUUUGAAAUUACAUCAGAAAAUAUUCUCCAAGGGAGUUGAGUGGACAACCAUCUCAUCAUGUUUGGGUGCAAGUUCAUUCUAUUCUGUAUGGUGUCCAUUCUAUGCAUCUCUUUCUUUGUUGAAAGUUCUGAUACCAAGAAGUGCAUGGAGACAGAGAGGCAAGCUCUUCUCAGGUUAAAAGGUGGUUUCUCUAAGGGAAGGGAAGUUCUUUCCUCAUGGAUAGGUGAAGAUUUCUGCAAGUGGGAAGGAAUUUCAUGUGACAAUUUAACUUGUCAUGUAACCGGUUUGGCUAUUGAAGGUAAAUUGCAAGGUAAGUUAGAUUCUUCAAUAUGUGAACUCCAACAUCUAACUUCCUUAGAUCUCAGUCAUAAUUACUUAGCAGGAAAGAUCCCAAAGUGCAUUGGCUCACUUGGUCAGUUGAUAGAGUUACAACUUGAAGGUAACCAAUUUGUUGGUGGCAUUCCUCCCUCUUUAGGGAACCUUACCAAUUUGCAAACUCUCAAACUUCAGGGAAAUUAUUAUUUGGUUGCAAAUGAUCUUGAGUGGGUUUCUCACCUUCCUAAUUUGAGAUACCUUGAUCUGUCAAAUGUGAAUCUUAGUCAAGCUGUUGGUUGGCUAUCAUCAAUAAGCAAAACUCCUUCUCUGUCACAACUUCGUUUAAUUGACUGCAACCUCCCUCAAGUCAAUAUUGAACCCACACUCCAUCUGAAUUCUUCCACUUCUCUCAAGGAGCUAUAUCUUCCAGAUAAUAACUUAACCUCUUUGACUGUGUCAGCGGUGGUGCUUAAUGUUGGCAAAUUCCUCACAGUUCUUUAUCUCACAUCUAAUAAACUUGAGGGUAGCUUACCAGAAUCCUUUCAGACUUUGUGUCAACUUAAAAAGUUACACCUGAGUUCCAACAAAUUGUCUGGCAAACUCAGUGACAGCAUGCAACAAUUACGUUGUUCACAAAAUAAUAUAGAGCUUUUAGAUCUCAGCAAUAACCCAUUUAGUAGUGGGCCACUCCCUAAUUUUUCAGGUUAUUCAUCAAUUUCGGUAUUGUUACUUCAGAAUACCAAUAUUGUUGGGUCAUUAUCUCUGGUUACUAAACUUUGGUCGUUAUCAGCAUUGGAUCUCUCAGGGAAUCAGUUGAACGGAUCACUUCCACAUGGUAUUGGCCAACUCUCUGGUCUUAAUUAUUUGAUUCUCUAUUCAAAUAAGUUGAGUGGUGUCAUCAAUGAAACACAUCUAUCAAGUAUGUCUGGAUUGAGAGAACUAGUGGUGCAUCAAAAUUCACUUUCAUUUAAUUUCAGCUUAAAUUGGGUUCCACCAUUCCAACUAGAUGUAUUCUAUGCAUCAUCUUGUAUUUUGGGUCCUAAGUUUCCAACAUGGCUCAAACAUCAAAGUGAACUUGUAUACCUAGACAUCUCUAAUACUAGUAUUUCAGAUUCAAUUCCUGAUUGGUUUUGGGACCUGUUUUAUAGCGGAGACUCUGUGAAUGUUUCGCAUAACCAACUUAGUGGACUUUUACCGCGAAGUUUGACAAGAACAAAGGUAUGGCAGACACUUGAUUUUAGUUUCAACAACUUAUCUGGUCCACUACCUCCUUUUCCAAGAUUACAAGGUCUAUUUCUCUCAAAUAAUAGGUUUUCUGGGUCUUUAUCUUCUUUCUGUGCAUCCCCACCACAAGAGUUAAGUUAUCUGGAUCUAUCUAGUAACUUACUAGCAGGCCCAUUUUUGGAUUGUUUGGGGAAUUUCACAAAUUUAGUAUUUCUAAAUUUGGCAAAAAAUAAAUUAACAGGGAGGAUACCCGAGUCACUUGGCACUCUGCAACAUAUAGUGUCAAUACAUUUAAAUAACAACAACUUCUCAGGUGAAAUUCCAUCUUUGGCCCUUUGUACUAGCCUGACUGUCUUGGAUUUAGGGAAUAACAAUCUCCAAGGAAGAUUACUAACAUGGGUAGGCCAUCACCUGCCUCGGUUGAUUGUUUUGAGUCUACGGAAAAAUAAGUUCCAUGGAAAAAUACCUGAAACUUUGUGUAAUCUAUCAUUUCUUCAAGUUUUAGAUCUUUCUUUGAACAAUAUUACAGGAGAAAUACCGCAGUGCCUCAAUCACAUGAUUUCUUUGUCAAAUAUUCAAUUUCAAAGAAUUCCCAUUUCAUAUGGACCAUAUGCUAUUUCCAGUGGUUUUAUUGAAAUUGGCUCAUUUGAUGAGAAAGCAAUAUUGUCAUGGAAAGGACAAAAUUGGGAAUAUGGAAAAAAUCUUGGACUCAUGACUAUCAUUGAUCUUUCUUGCAACCACUUGACUGGUGAAAUACCACAAAGUAUAACAAAACUUGUGGCAUUAGCUGGAUUAAAUCUUUCAAGGAAUGAUCUCAGGGGAUUCAUUCCAAACAGUAUUGGUCAAAUGGAAAGGUUAGAAUCACUUGACUUGUCAGGAAACCAUCUUUACGGUAGAAUGCCUGCAAGCUUUUCAAAUUUGAGUUUUCUGAGCUACAUGAACUUGUCAUUCAAUAAAUUAUCAGGGGAAAUUCCAAUAGGCACUCAACUGCAAUCUUUUAAUGCCUCUUCAUAUAUUGGAAACGAUGGACUUUGUGGUCCACCACUCUCAAUCCGUUGCUAUGGGGAUGUGAUGUCACCAACUGGAAGCUCUGACGAAGAUAAACUCAUAACCUUUGGGUUUUACAUCACCCUGGUGCUUGGGUUUUUUGUUGGAUUUUGGGGAGUUUGUGGAACUUUAGUCAUAAAAGCUUCUUGGAGACAUGCCUAUUUCCAAUUCUUCAAUGACAUGAAUGACUGGAUGUACGUGACAAUAAUGGUUUUUGCUAGAAGAAUGAAAAGGAGAUUUCGAGUCCAAGCCUAACAGGUCACGCUUUUAUGUCUUCAUUAAUAUGACGGAGUCAUGGUUCUUUUGUGGGUGGUUUUCUGCUAUAUGUUGUUUUCUCUAGAGCAUUAUCUUAAACUUUCCAUUACCUCUUCUUGUACUCCCUUUCCCAUCACCUCAAAGCUGAGUGUGCAAAUCUGAUUCCAGGAUGAUGUGUUGCUGUUGAGGAUCUUGUGGUAGCCAGGAAAUGGUUCGAGUACUAUGAGGAGGUUUCAUGGUUUUGGGUGGCUACUGUCUGUGGUAUUUGUUGGGUAUUAAGGUUCAUGCCCUCCAAGAGUUGGCUUUGUGUAGUUCAAUAAUUUGUUGUCUUUCUCUUGUUAGCUUGUUGUUUUUUGCAGUUAUCAGUGAUAUCUCUGUUCUGAUAAAUGAUUAUCACCUUAUCUUGUAUUUGGGUUCUAGCACCUCUUCACUAGUAUUGAAUGCAUUUUGGAUUUUCUUAUGUUGUAUGUUCACUUUGUUGUAAGAAUAAUAAUACUCACUGAAUUCCAGUUCC